This is a messenger RNA of Caenorhabditis briggsae, 1965 nucleotides long. Gene Ontology annotation, molecular function: G protein-coupled olfactory receptor activity. The transcript has 11 exons. Lineage: Eukaryota; Metazoa; Nematoda; Chromadorea; Rhabditida; Rhabditidae. Gene Ontology annotation, biological process: G protein-coupled receptor signaling pathway; olfactory behavior. The record is from RefSeq and is a predicted model, not a curated record. The coding region runs from base 1 to 1965 and encodes 654 amino acids.
AUGGCAAUUUGGUUUGCUGGAGAGGAUUUGGAAGUCAGUGAGUUUAUCAGAGAUACUAUGCUGCUAAACUUCAAUUUGAAUCCCCAGGAGUAUACAUACGCAGCUUCACUUUUCUAUCGGAUAAAUCCAUUGACCAGUUUGGAAUAUCCGAGUAUUUCUGAUUUUUUAUUCGUCCUGAAUAUUGAUUUUAUAAUUAUUUCUGGUUUUUCAAUUAUCACAUUUUGUUGGUACCGGCUUCGGAAAAUUUUUACAGAGAUCACUUUCAAUUUUCGGACCCAAGUUUCCAGACGAACUUUAGAAAUGCAACAUCAACUAUUCAAAUCUUUAGUUGCUCAAACAGUAUUUCCGUUAUUUCUUCUUUUUUUCCCAGCUGGAUGUGUUUUGAUUUUUCCGAUUUUUAAACUUCAACCCGGAAGAUUUUUCGAAGCAUUUUUACUACCAUUGAUGGCAACCCAGUCAUUCAUUGACUCUGUAGUACCCAUGUACUUUAUAAAGGAAUAUAAGAAAGCGAUAAGAAAAGUUUUCGGGAAGAAAUCAAAUCCGGAAACAUCUACAGGAAACGCUAGAGUUUUUCCAAUCUUAGAAGAGCUGAUGACUUUUAUUGGAUCAAAAUACCCUCACUAUCGUCAUACUGUUCUCCCCGUCAUUAUCGUCUUCUUUUUUAUUUUUUUCUCCACUCGACUUCUCGACGAAACCAAAAAAGUAACGUCUCCAGAAGUAGCCCAGAAUAACAGAACUAAUGAAUUUUUCUACUCAAAAUGCCAUGGUAAUGAAAGGGAUGAUUCGUUGAGAGUGGCUGAGAAUGCGGAUUUUGUGAAGCAACAGAUUCCAAGUGGACAGCUUACAAUUGUUAUAAACGCUCUUUUCAUGUUUGGAACAACGACGAUAAGCCCGAGAAGUUUGGUUCUUUUUAUUCUUGGAGUCAUCAGUGUUGCUUUCUUUUUCAUGGCACAUUUUCCAUCGCAACUUCAGAUGAGUAUAUUUGUGACGCUGGUUUUUAGUGAAGCAAUCCGCGCAUCCGCACGAGCACUAUCCAUUGUAUUCGUUCGGCUUCCAUCGGAUCAACCGUUGAAUAUGUCGCACAGUUUUGAAGUAUUCGGAUUUAUAACGAUAAUUAUGGGAUUUUUGGCUUAUUACACAUUCCACGAUUCCCUCCACAAUUUGUUGGCCAGAAGUAAAACGGAUAAAAUGCAAGACCGAGUUUCAGUCAUUUUUGAGAAAGCUGAAAUUCCAUUAUCUCCAGACGCAGUUAUCGAUCAGAUUGCUUUUGAGAGUUUCGAAAACGCAGAAAAUCCCAUAGAGAUUCUUGUGAAAACUUUGAAAUCCUUCAAACUAGUUCGAGAAGUGCUCAUUUGCGGUCUGAUUUCUGGUGCGUGUCUGGCGGUUACGGCAUUUGCAGAGGCUAAAAUUAAUCGACACGGUGAAGUGAUGUACUUUGAAAAAACACUAAUUCCUGGAGCCACUUAUGUGAUUUUCGCGGUUAUUGUGAUUAUUUUGGCGGUACUAAUGCCCAAAAAACGAAUUCUACCGGUCAUCAUUUUGACACCGAUACUUUUUGUUUUUGCUCUCAUGGUUUUCCUAAUCCCUGCAUUUUUCAAGUCAUUGGAUGAAUGUACUCAGCAUUGGAUUGUCAGCGACACCGUUUUCCCUGUCUACCUGGCCAUCGCAGUUUUCACCUCUGCCCUAACCGAUGUCAUUCGAUUCUAUGUGAAAGUUCAUUUGCUGGAAGUGAUGCCUGCUCUGAUUCGUGCGCCGAUUUAUACAGUACUUCGUUUUGUACAAUAUUCUUUCGAUGGAAAUGUUCGAGCGCUCUACGAAACCGAAUCAAUUGGCGGAGAGGCAAUUCUAAUCCUAAUUUCCGUUAUUGCGAUGCUAGUUUUGCUGAUUGAUCCGAGAAAGAAAAACGAGAUGAAUAAUACGGAUAAGCAGAAAACGAUUCCACCGGCACCGGAAUUCGUGAACUAG